Truncatella angustata is the source of this 414-nucleotide messenger RNA. RefSeq lists its product as uncharacterized. The coding region runs from base 1 to 414 and encodes 137 amino acids. The record is from RefSeq and is a predicted model, not a curated record. The transcript is spliced from 2 exons. Lineage: Eukaryota; Fungi; Ascomycota; Sordariomycetes; Amphisphaeriales; Sporocadaceae.
AUGAAGAGCAACAACAGCGUGUCUCGACGCGAUGACAACAACAUCCCUGAUGGCGCUACUGCCACAUAUCUCAUGACUACCGAACCUGCUACAAGCGGCCUGGUUUCUGCUCAGCACAACAUCAUGAUGGGCAAUGUUCAGGCUAUCCACAGCCAGACUGAUGAGUCCAUGAGCGUCAUCUCUGGCUUCCUGGCCUCCCAGCACGUUAUGAUGGAGCAUUUCGAGGCUACCUCCGAGAGAACAACAGAACAUAUUGAGUCUAUGAAAGAGACCUUCGACAGAACAACAGAGCGCAUUCUGGGAAUUAUGGAGCGCCUUGAGGUCAUGCUUCAAGAGCAGAAGGCCAAGAAUGUGCGUGAGGCGAAGAGCAUGAAGCGAUCGGACAAAAAGGAGGAGAAGGCUCAUGUGCAGUAG